Molecule: messenger RNA, 739 nt
Organism: Salmo salar (Atlantic salmon)
Lineage: Eukaryota; Metazoa; Chordata; Actinopteri; Salmoniformes; Salmonidae
Source: RefSeq, a predicted model, not a curated record
CAUCACCACCCUACCCUGUCCCCAACCCGCCAGCAUCAGCACCCUACCCUGUCCCCAACCCGCCAGCAUCACCACCCUACCCUGUCCCCAACCCGCCAGCAUCACCCACCCUGUCCCCAACCCACCAGCAUCACCACCCUACCCUGUCCCCAACCCGCCAGCAUCACCCCACCCUGUCCCCAACCCCACCAGCAUCACCACCCUACCUGGUCCCCAACCCUCCAGCAUCACCACCCUACCCUGUCCCCAACCCGCCAGCAUCACCAACCUACCCUGUCCCCAACCCACCAGCAUCACCCCUACCCUGUCCCCAACCCCACCACAUCACCACCCUACCCUGUCCCCAACCCACCAGCAUCACCCCACCCUGUCCCCAACCCACCAGCAUCACCACCCUACCCUGUCCCCAACCCGCCAGCAUCACCACCCUACCCCUGUCCCCAACCCGCCAGCAUCACCCUACCCUGUCCCCAACCCACCAGCAUCACCACCCUACCCUGUCCCCAACCCACCAGCAUCACCCCACCCUGUCCCCAACCCCACCAGCAUCACCACCCUACCUGGUCCCCAACCCUCCAGCAUCACCACCCUACCCUGUCCCCAACCCACCAGCAUCACUACCCUACCCUGUCCCCAACCCGCCAGCAUCACCACUAUGCCGGCAGAUGAGGAGUUAACAGCUAAUUUGAUAGGGCUGACCUCUGACCUCCAGCAGCACUUCCUCAACCUGGUGGGGUGA